AUGUUCGGGUGCCGCUGGCGUCUACCAUCCGAAACCAAUCGACCCACAUGGGGCGAGUUGGCAAAGAAGGCGUUGAAGGGAAAGGAUCCUGAGAGUCUGAUCUGGCAUACACCUGAAGGCAUUCCAAUCAAGCCGCUGUAUUUGAAGGAUGAUCGCAAAUGUGACGAGCACAGGAAACCAGAGGUUCUUAUUCUCAUUAUAGCUACACAUCUUAAAUGUGUCCUCGAAAGGGGCUGCCACG
Ostertagia ostertagi is the source of this 241-nucleotide messenger RNA. Lineage: Eukaryota; Metazoa; Nematoda; Chromadorea; Rhabditida; Trichostrongylidae. The record is from the annotation of a GenBank genome assembly.